UUUAGCAUUCUGGAUGAAUUUAUCAUUAAGAAAAUCAUAAACCACGAAAGCAAACUACAAAUAGAACGUUCCUUCUCGCAGCCUUAACGGAUUUUGUUAAUCGGUUAGUUGCACGUUGCCUUUGCUCAUUAUGCGUAGAAUCGGUUUAGGUUGUAUCUCUGCCCAAUUAUAGUACGGUGACACGGUCGCAAUGCCUACCAACGGGGACGAAUGAUUCUGGCAUGGCAUGAGUAUGUAAUUUGUGCAGAGAAUCGCACGGUGGCUGAACUUCUCUAUCCCAUGAUGGGUGCACCUGUGUUAGAGACCGUUUGGAUAUGGUUUUUCCUAUGUUGGAAUCUUUUGUGUGCAGAGGUUUAUGCUGUUGGUGCAGGUUGGUCAUUUUCCAUACACAAAAAAAAAACCAAUGCUGCACCUACAAAUGUGUGUGAAGCGGAAUGAUUAUUUUUACUCAGUUUUCAUCACUAGGGAUUUAAUUGAAAAUUCCAGUACGUAUUUUUUCCCCCCUCCUUUCCAUUGUGUCCAAUGAUACGCCAGUGUGUGCCGGGCUCGAGGGAAAGAGAUUAGCUUUUUUUUUGUGUGUUGUAUUUCCAUUCUGGUCGGAAAUUCUAUGUGAUUUCAAGCGUUGAAUCUAGCGCGUCGUGGUAGUUGUAUACAAGCGCAAUCGGAAGUUAGACACACGCUAUGCUUUUGUUAAAUGCAAAAAAACCAUCUCAUUUCAGUCGUGUCGUAACUUUAUACGUAUUCGGACGUGUUACCUGUUAGUUUGUAAACCCACCCCUAUGAACAUUACAUAGUCGAUGAUCAGCAUAUAAAGAAAAUGGCAGAGCUGAAUAGAGCGAAAUGGAAAUGUAUCGUCACUGUCGGCGUGCUGUUGAUUUGUGCUUGUGAAGGAAAAAGUACCCCAGACGACAUACAACAGUUGGAUGAAGGGUUCAAGCUGGAACCAUCAGUAUAUGAUGCCGUUGAUACACAACUUACCGAUGAAGCCCUACAACCAUUUAUGGUGCGUAAAAUAAGAGACAAGAGACACAUCAAACAUCAAAUACUGGAGUCUACCGGGUUGAUCAGUCACUUCCGGUCCAGUGAUCAAACACCACCGAAACGUGCAAAACGUCACACAGAAACUACAAACGCGUCCACAGAAAAACAGCCCGCACUAGAAGAUGUCGCUGUAGCGGAAAAACAAACCAUGAAUGCACCACACAAAUCGUCCGAAUUUCAAGCAAAAAUAGUACGCGAAGAGAGUGACUCGGACGGGGAGGAAUCAAUGUUCAUCCAGGAAGGGAUAAAAUCACGCGCUCCAAGAGUGAACUUUGUCACCCAGCAAACGAAGGGUAGUGGAUCGUCAUCAGGAUCGUCUGAAUCUCGUGACACGGUGAACGAUAAGCUGAUCAGAGAGUUGUACCGUAAGCCGGUGACGAGCAUGAACUAUGCCCGCUCGUUACCGCGUACGUACGAUUCGUACAUGGCCACCUCACAAUCACCGAUGUAUCCACGUGUGUACAAUAAGUACGAUUCGUUUCAUCACGAUAUGAUGAAUCGUAUGCAUCCGCCGGCACCGCAUCGGUACGAUCAUUACUACGAACGUCGGCAUGAUGUGGAAAGUGAUCCAUAUUUCCCACGGUACAAAUAUCCUUACUAUUACUACUAUCCGGACAGACGGUAUGAUGUGCCGCUGUACUAUCGCGAUCGUAACUAUCUGUACACGAACGAGAUCGAACAACCGUCGCAUGGUUUUCCCGCGUACAACGUGCCGUUACAGCCGGCUAUGAUGCGACCUGCCGCACCUGCGAUGCGCAAUCGUCGAAUUAUUUAUUUUGCCACCCUGCCCGAAAUUGUCCGUACACCUGUGAAGGAACCGUACAAUCAACGGCUGUACCAGGGUAAUCGGUACGAUCCUUACAACGCGAGACUGCCACAAACGGCGAGCACGUACAAAGAUGCUUCUCGGCCGCAGAAAAACGAUGGUAAAGGUGACAAGUACGUAAGUUCGAAACCGAUAAAAAUUGUACGCGAAACCAAUGGAGCGGCAGCUAAAGCGUAUCACCAUCGAGAUAUACCCGAGGAGAAGAAUGAGCAGCAAAGAAGCUGGAGUACUAUCAAGGAACCGAACCGAUCACCGUUCGCCCAGAGAAAUCCUUUCCUUGAGAUGAGGGGCUUAUUUUUACAAAAAUAAAUUCUAAUCUUUCUGUUUCUGUUUUUUUUUUGCUAAGAAAAGGUUGCACCACCAGGUUGUGUAUGAUUAGUUGUUUAUGUUUCUUCUUUAAGGGAACUUUAAGGAAGGAUGUUUCUAUUUGCUUUGUAUACGAUGGUACGUAGUGUUAUUUAUUUUCUGUCCAUUUCUUUCUGUAACUUUACUUAAAGCGAGAAUAAAUCACAAAGUAAGCUUAA
Messenger RNA from Anopheles funestus (African malaria mosquito), 2391 nucleotides. RefSeq lists its product as uncharacterized. The transcript is spliced from 2 exons. The record is from RefSeq and is a predicted model, not a curated record. Lineage: Eukaryota; Metazoa; Arthropoda; Insecta; Diptera; Culicidae. The coding region runs from base 818 to 2176 and encodes 452 amino acids.